Molecule: messenger RNA, 1800 nt
Organism: Acomys russatus (golden spiny mouse)
Lineage: Eukaryota; Metazoa; Chordata; Mammalia; Rodentia; Muridae
Gene: Eps8l3
Product: EPS8 like 3
Exons: 19
Coding region: 1-1800 (599 amino acids)
Biological process (GO): positive regulation of ruffle assembly; regulation of Rho protein signal transduction; Rho protein signal transduction
Cellular component (GO): vesicle; ruffle membrane; plasma membrane
Molecular function (GO): actin binding
Source: RefSeq, a predicted model, not a curated record
AUGUCCCGGCCAAGCAGCAGAGCUAUCUACAUGCACCGGAAGGAAUAUUCCCAGAGUGUGACCUCAGAACCUACCUUCCUACAGCACAGGGUAGAGCAUCUGAUGACGUGUAAGCUGGGGACACAGAGAGUCCGGGAGCCCAAGGAUGCCCUACAGAAGCUUCAGGAGAUGGAUGCCCAGGGUCGAGUGUGGAGCCAAGACCUCAUCCUACAGGUCAAAGAUGGCUGGCUCCAGCUGCUGGACAUUGAGACAAAGGAGGACCUAGAUUCUUACCGCCUGGACAACAUCAAGGCCAUAGAUGUAGCACUCAACACCUGCUCCUACAACUCCAUCCUAUCGGUCACUGUGCAAGAGUCUAGCCUGCCAGGCACCAGCACUUUGCUCUUCCAAUGCCAGGAAGUAGGGGCAGAACAGCUGAAGACGAGCCUACAGAAGGCCCUAGAGGAAGAGCUAGAAGAAAGACCUCAAUUUGGAGUCCUUCAUCCAAACCAGGACAGGUGGAAAGGGCCUCCUCUGGAAAGGCCGCUCCCUAUACAACAGGCACCCCCUCUGGAGCAGAGGUUCUCUCCAGAGCAGAGGCUUCCUCCAGAACAGCCACACAACUUGAUCCCAGAACACAGCAUCUUGCCACCGCCAAGGCCUCUAACACACUACCCAAGUGCCCGAGAACCCAGUGGCUUCACUCUGCCUCCUCCUCCAAGGCGUGCUCCAUCUCCUGAGGACCCAGAGAGGGACGAGGAGGUGCUGAACCACGUCCUAAGAGACAUUGAGCUGUUCACGGGAAAGCUGAAGGAGGCCAAGGCAAAGGGCAGUCAUAAGAAGAGAAAACUUGGGAGAAAAAAGAACAAGACUCAAAAGGGCGUAACACAAGCACAGUACAUUGACUGCUUCCAGAAGAUCAAGUUCAGCUUCAACCUCUUGGCGAAGCUGGCCUUCCGGCUGCAGGAGACAACUGCCCCUGAGUUUGUGGACCUCGUCUUCCAAACCCUGAAAUUUGUCCUGUCUGAGUGCCCUGAGGCUGGCCUUGCAGAAAGAGUGAUUUCACCCCUCCUCACCCCCAGAGCCAUAGGCCUGCUGCAGUCCUGUCUAAACCCAGACGAGAACACUCUCUGGAAGUCACUAGGCACAGCCUGGACCACCAGCUGGGCUGACUGGACAGGCAGUGAACCGCCUCCCUACCAUCCCACAUUCUACGACGGCUGGCAGAUCCCAGAGUCCCACGCCAUGGAACCCUUAAGAAGCCAGGAUUCUAUUUCCCUUCGAGGUUCUAGGAUGAGGGGCAGCCCACACUUCUCUCAGGACGAGCCAUACAACCAUAGCCCCGAGCAUGAGGGCUCAAACCUCCCACCUGCCAACUCCAGCCCUGCCAAACCAGUCCUGAAAAUGCAAGUCCUGUAUGAGUUUGAAGCAAGGAAUGCCCAGGAACUGACUGUGGCACAGGGAGAGGUUCUGGAGAUUCUGGACCAGAGCAAGCGAUGGUGGCUGGUCAAGAAUGAAGCAGGACUGACUGGUUACAUUCCCAGCAACAUCCUGGAGCCCCUGCCAGCAGGAGCCCCUAGAGGCCACAGCCAAUCAUCCUUUCGGGCUCCAAUGCUUCGCCUUAGCUCAAAGCCUGAGGAGGUCACAGCCUGGCUACAAGCAGAGAACUUCUCUACUGUCACUGUAAGGACUCUCGGGUCCCUAGUGGGGAGCCAGCUGCUUCACAUGAGACCUGGGGAGCUGCAGAUGCUGUGUCCACAGGAGGCCCCACGAAUCCAGGCCCGGCUGGAUGCUGUCAGAAGAAUGCUGGGGGUUAUGUGA